AUGUUAAGAACCCAGCCCCAAGCUACCCUGCACCUAGCUAUUCUCCACCACCCUAUGAAGCACCAUCCUACCCAGCUCCAUCUUACCCAGCACCAUCCUACCCAGCACCAUCUUACCCUGCACCAUCUUACCCUGCACCAUCCUACCCGGCUCCAUCCUACCCAGCUCCAAGCUACUACGGUUGAUAACAACCCGGAGCUGCAAACUGUGUAUCUUGAGAACCGAAUGGUAGAUGAUACGUGUAUUACCGAAUCUGGAUUGAAACUGGUGGACGAGGUUGUCGAGCUGUCAGAUGCCAUUUCAAGGUUCUAUUGACACAAGUCCUGGGCACCUCUGGAUUCAUGGAAGAACCUCGUCCUUUUUGUUGCGUGAUUACAUGUUAUUUAUGGUCAAAAUUUCCCUCUUCGUCCUUCUGCGAGAUUAGAGAGGUUCUCGGGAGGUAGUCACGAAGAACGAUGGCUUUUUGCAGUUGUCCGAGCUUUUGUUCGUCCGCGAUUGUGAACGUUUCAAUGUAUGGACGUGCCAUAAGUUAGGCGUGGAACUCGGUGGAUGUGCUGCGGCCUUUAUUAUCUGCCGCCAAGUGUUAGAAUCCAUGACUGUGCCAUGACAUAUAGGAAUAAAAAAGCGAUUCUCCUUCACGUA
Notodromas monacha is the source of this 642-nucleotide messenger RNA. The record is from the annotation of a GenBank genome assembly. Lineage: Eukaryota; Metazoa; Arthropoda; Ostracoda; Podocopida; Cyprididae.